Molecule: messenger RNA, 3213 nt
Organism: Penicillium angulare
Lineage: Eukaryota; Fungi; Ascomycota; Eurotiomycetes; Eurotiales; Aspergillaceae
Product: peroxidase/cytochrome P450 family protein
Exons: 7
Coding region: 1-3213 (1070 amino acids)
Biological process (GO): response to oxidative stress
Molecular function (GO): peroxidase activity; monooxygenase activity; heme binding
Source: RefSeq, a predicted model, not a curated record
AUGGCCGAGCAGAUCAAUGGUAUCAAAAAUAAGCUCUCGCAAAUUGAGCAAGUUGUGGCAUCUACUUUGAGACCUUUGCCAACUGAGGCCGGCGACGGCACCUACAUCAAGAGUAAUGCCAAAACUGGCGUUGUAAAGGAUUUGGAACACUUAAAUUUGAAAGAUGUCAAGACAGUUGUUGAGAUAGCCAAAGAUGCGGCAACUGGCACCCCCUGGAACGAUCGCGAAUAUAUUAUGGAACGAUUGAUUCAGACUACCGCCAGUUUACCUUCAACAUCGCAAGCUGGUCAGACCUUAACCAAUAGCUUUUUGGGUACGUUGUGGAAAGAUCUGCAGCACCCACCAACAUCUUAUCUGGGUCGGAAUGCAUGCUAUCGCACAGCAGAUGGAUCUGGAAAUGGAUUAAAGAACCCAUUCUUUCCAAACAUUGGUGUUGCUGGCAGUCCAUACGCGCGGUCUGUUCGGCCUGCUAUUAUGCAGCCUCUUUCUCGGCCAGACCCGGGGACACUGUUCGAUAGCUUGCUCACACGAAAGGAGUUCAAGGAACAUCCGAACAAGAUUUCGAGUGUUUUAUUUUAUCUUGCAUCCAUCAUAAUUCAUGAUCCAAAGGACAGCAGUAUCUCUCAAACAUCAUCAUAUCUUGACUUGGGCCCUCUUUACGGAAACAAUCAAAAUGAACAGAACGAAGUGAGAACCUUCAAGGAUGGAAAGCUGAAGCCGGAUGUGUUCUCUGCGAAACGAGUUCUCGGGUUCCCCCCUGGCGUUGGUGUCUUGCUUAUAAUGUUCAACCGCUUCCAUAACUACGUUGUUGAGAACUUGGCCCAAAUAAAUGAGGGUCGCCGUUUCACCAAGCCAGCUGAGUCUAACGAAAAGGCGUAUGCAACAUGGGACAACGAUCUCUUUCAAACCGGCCGUUUGAUUACCUGCGGUCUCUAUAUCAACAUCAUCCUUAAGGAUUAUCUCCGAACCAUUCUGGAUCUCAAUCGGACAGAUAGUCUCUGGAGCUUGGAUCCCAGGGAAGAAAUUAAGAAUGGGUUGUUUGGUGAUGCCCCGGCUCAAGCUACUGGAAACCAGGUCUCUGCAGAGUUCAAUUUGAUCUACCGAUGGCAUUCCUGUAUCUCUGCUCGGGAUGAGAAAUGGUCCGAAGAUCUAUACAAGGAUCUGUUCCAGGGUCAAGAUCCACAGGCACUAAUUCUCCCGCAGUUUGUCCAAGGCCUUCACCGAUGGGAGGCAAUGCUACCCGAGAAGCCAGAGGAUCGUCCCUUUGCCAACUUACAUCGCCAAGCGGAUGGGUCUUACCCUGAUGACGACCUUGUGAAGAUUUUUAAGACCAGCGUCGAGGAUGUUGCCGGUGCUUUUGGAGCGUCGAAUGUGCCACCUGUUUUCCGAGCUGUUGAAGUCCUCGGUAUUCAGCAGGCUCGUUCUUGGAAUUUAGCGACUUUGAAUGAGUUCCGCGAAUUUUUCAACUUGACGCCUUACAAAACUUUUGAGGAGAUCAACCCGGACCCUUAUAUCGCUGAUCAGCUCCGACAUUUCUAUGACCAUCCCGACUUAGUAGAGAUCUACCCUGGUCUCAUUGUGGAGGAUGCAAAGAAGAGUAUGGCCCCAGGCAGUGGCUUGUGCCCCAACUUCACUACCUCUAGAGCAAUUCUCUCGGACGCUGUUUCCCUUGUUAGAGGCGAUCGCUUCUACACCGUUGACUAUACCCCGAAGCAUUUGACCAAUUGGGGAUAUAAUGAAGUCCAAUUUGACACAUCCGUGGACGCUGGCCAGGUCUUCUACAAGCUGGUUUUCCGAGCGUUCCCAAAUCAUUUCCAUGGAGAUUCGGUCUACGCACAUUUCCCAAUGGUCAUCCCGAGUGAGAAUCAAAAGAUCUUGAACAGCCUUGGAAAGGACAAGUUAUAUAGUUUUGCCGCGCCAAGCUACACCCCGAUACCUGUGCUAAUCAAUUCCCACGCUGCCUGCAAGACCAUCCUCGCUGAUCAGGACGCAUUCAAAGUGACAUGGGGCCCGAAAUUAGAGUUUCUUUUGCAACGUGAUGGACAUCCAUAUGGUCGCGAUUUCAUGUUGUCGGGCGAUAACCCACCGAACGCGGCAAGUCGCAAAAUGGUUGGUGCUGCCUUAUACCGGAACCAAUGGGAGUCUGAGGUGCAAAAAUUCUACGAAGAAUUGACGCUUCAGCUUCUGGAGCGAAGCUCAUAUAAGGUGGCCGGUAUCAACCAAGUGGAUAUCUGUCGUGAUGUGGCCAACCUUGCACAGGUUCAUUUCUGUGCAAAUAUAUUUUCGUUGCCACUGAAGACGGAGGCUAAUCCUCAGGGCGUGUUCACUGAAGUCGAGCUUUACCAGAUUAUGACUUUGAUCUUUACUUAUAUCUUCUAUGAUGUGGAUGUUGGCAAGGCGUUCCAGCUCGCACAGGCCUCCCGUGCGGUCUCUCAGCAACUCGGAGAGUUGGUCAUGGCCAAUGUCGAGGUGAUUGAUAAGUCUGGAUUCAUUGCUAGUAUCGUUAGUCGCAUUCAUCGUCACGAUGUUCUCAGUGCCUAUGGUGUCCAUAUGAUUCAGCGUCUGUUGGAUAGUGGUCUGCCUGCGAAUGAGAUCGUAUGGACUCAUAUCAUGCCGUCGGCUGCUUCAAUGGUUGCGAACCAAGCUCAACUUUUCACUCAAUGCUUGGACUUUUACCUCGAGAAGGAAAAUGCAGUUCAUCUUGCAGAAAUCCAACGCUUGUCAAAGGAGCGUACCCCGGAAGCGAAUGAGCUUCUUUUGCGAUACUUCAUGGAAGGUGCACGAAUUCGAUCUUCUGUCGCUUUGCCGCGCGAAGUUGCCAAGCCCGUGGUCCUUGAGGAUAAUGGGGAAAAUGUGACAUUGAAGACCGGGCAGCAACUAUUCUGCAACCUGGUUGCUGCCAGCCAUGAUGCAAACGCAUUCCCUGAGCCCGAGACGGUCCGCUUGGACCGCGACCUGAGCCAGUAUAUCCACUUUGGAUUCGGGCCUCAUCAAUGCCUGGGGCUUGGAGUGUGUCAAAUUGCCCUCCCCACAAUGCUCCGGGUAGUUGGUCAAUUGGAGAAUCUUCGACGUGCCCCGGGCCCUCAAGGACAGCUGAAGAAGAUCCCUGGCCUAGGAGGAAUCACGAUGUACAUGGAUGCGGAUCUUAGCGCCUACUCACCGUACCCAUCCACGAUGAAGAUUCAAUGGGAUGGGGAGUUGCCGAGAGUUUAG